AUGGCGUGGUGCCCGAGCCAGCAUCCGAGCGGAGUUGGAGUAGACAGUGGAGUGGAACAGCAGUGGAACCACACAAGACGGGGUGGGGAGUGUGGAGGAGGUUGUGGCGCUGGCAAAGGAGGCAGCCCGAACGAGAAGGCGCUAGAAGCUGACCUGACCGCCAGCGAAGCAGCCGCCGGCAGGCUGGCGGAGGCUUGCAGGAAGGCGCUGGGGCUGAAGGCUGGUGCGGCGGCAGUGGUGACUCGGGCGAGUCGUGGCGGCUGCGACGAUGACAGCGCAGGCGGAGGGGCGCACAGUCAGCGCGACCGGUGUGGUGCUGAGGGCAGCCAGAGUGAUGACUGCUCCGACGAGGGUGAAAGCCAGCGGCUGGCGCUCAUCACCAGGCUGCUCUGCAACUCGGCCAGCAUUGACCAUGAUGGCAUCGUCCAGAGGGCAACGGCACCAGUGCUGGGGCGCUCCAGAGCGCUCACCGGGACGUACCGCACGCCGCCUCCCCUGUUUCAUCCCCUCGGCCUCCCCGCUGACGUCAGCACAACCGGCGGCACAGCCUUCGUGUUCCCUUUUGCCAUGCUGCACAACUGGUUCUCGCGCAAAGAGGAGCCCCCGAACUUCAAUGAGAUGAUCAUCACCUGGUCCGGCGCCCCGCUUCCUGCAGACUACAUUUUCCCUUCAGACCUGUGA
Molecule: messenger RNA, 681 nt
Organism: Coccomyxa subellipsoidea C-169
Lineage: Eukaryota; Viridiplantae; Chlorophyta; Trebouxiophyceae; Coccomyxaceae
Exons: 7
Coding region: 1-681 (226 amino acids)
Source: RefSeq, a predicted model, not a curated record